This is a messenger RNA of Liolophura sinensis, 928 nucleotides long. Its product is annotated as 10 kDa heat shock protein, mitochondrial-like. Gene Ontology annotation, molecular function: metal ion binding; protein-folding chaperone binding; ATP binding. The record is from RefSeq and is a predicted model, not a curated record. Gene Ontology annotation, cellular component: mitochondrion; mitochondrial matrix. The transcript has 4 exons. NCBI's taxonomy places the organism in Eukaryota, Metazoa, Mollusca, Polyplacophora, Chitonida, Chitonidae. The coding region runs from base 230 to 538 and encodes 102 amino acids.
CCUGUAUAGAUGCAGUACAAUUAGUAGACAUUUGGGAAGCGAAAAGAAACGUAACGUGUCCUUGUUAUGAAGUAGUUUUCAAGAAAUACUCAUUUUUCGAGAAGCUUGUCGCUCAUCACACAUGCGCAGUGCCACUUCCUUCAAAGUACGCACGUGUUCGCUGAAGUUGGGAAAAAGCUUGGAGCAAGGGACUGCUGUUGUGUAUCUCUGAUCGCAGAGCAAAACAGAAAUGGCGCAAGCAUUCAAGAGGUUUUUACCGAUGUUUGAUAGGGUUUUGGUGGAACGGUUGGUGGCCGAAACUAAGACGAAAGGCGGGAUUAUGAUUCCAGAAAAGGCACAGGGCAAGGUUGUCGAAGCCACAGUGGUUGCCGUGGGAGCAGGCGCACGCACAGAUGAAGGGAAAGUGCUGCCCCCUAGUGUCAAAGCUGGCGACAAAGUGUUACUGCCUGAAUAUGGAGGGACUAAAGUUGUUUUGGAGGAAAAGGAAUAUUUCUUAUUCCGAGAUGGAGAUCUUCUGGGAAAAUUUGAAUCAUCAUGAUGGAAUUCUGGAGAAAAAGAUUCAACAAAAAUUGAUUUCAUCAUGAGCGUUCCCACAAAAGUGAACUGAAGAUUUCUGUGAUGUAGGAGUGCUGGAUGAAGACAGAAUUUAGAACAUUGAAGACAUUCAUAUUAUCGUAUUUGGAGGGGGAGCUGCCAUAUUGUGACUGGUUUACAGAGAUGGAAAUAUUGUGCUAGAAUUAGUUGUGCCAUUGUGUCAACCGUUUUCCUGCGAUAUAACUGCACAUGUUUGUACUGUCGCUUAGUAUUUUCACCCAACUAUAAAAGAGAAUAUAUGUUUGGUAGGGACUCAUUGUACAUGUACUAUCACUUAGGUCCAAAGACAAUUUAAACCAACUUUUUAGCCAAUACAUGUGUCAAAUAAUCAUGA